CGAUGGCUUGUUUGUCAACAUUCUAUUCGCUGCAGUUAUUAGAUAAAUUUUCAGGAAAAUAGUAAACCAACAUUAAAACUGAGUUGUUUUCCAUAAUUUCAUCGUAAGCAUAUAGUAAAAUGACUCGCCACGCACGCAACUGUACUGCCGGAGCUGUUUACACCUACCACGAGAAGAAGAAAGAUGCGGAAUCUUCCGGUUUCGGGACAUCGUCACGUCGUCUUGGAAAAGAUUCGGUGAAAAGUUUUGAUUGCUGUUCGCUGACGCUGCAGCCCUGUCGGAAUCCGGUUAUCACGAAGGAUGGUUACUUGUUUGAUAAGGAAGCAAUUUUAACAUACGUAAUAACAAAAAAGAAAGAUUACACCAGGAAAAUGAAAGAAUACGAGCGUCAGGUAAAGGAGGACCAGGAAGAGCAAGCUGAGAAAACCAAUAACGAAACCAAGAAACAGCUGGAUAAAUUCAUUUCGAUUGAGAAAAAUAUUGUCAGUAGUAAGAUAUCGAAUGCUUCAGAAGACAUACCCAGCACCAGCGGAGCAAUCUCGAACGUGUCACUUGGCAAGCGUAAGGAAUUGCCAAGUUUUUGGGUUCCUUCGCAGACUCCGUCAGCAAAGAAAGCGCGCAUCGAGAAGCCUGAUAGUAAAGUGUACUGCCCCAUGUCUGGCCGGCCGUUAAAAGUGCGAGAUUUGAUUGAUGUGAAAUUCACUCUAGUCAAAGAUCCAUCAGACAAGAAGUCAUUGAUUGCGAAGGAAAACCGUUACAUGUGCGCUGUUACCCAUGAUAUCCUGAGUAAUGCCGUGCCUUGUGCUGUGUUGAAAACAACGGGAGAUGUAGUUACCAUGGAAUGUGUGGAGAAAAUAAUUAAAAAGGAUAUGAUUCAUCCUUUAUCUAAUGAGAAACUGGCUGAAACUGAUAUAAUUCCUUUGCAAAGGGGCGGUACUGGUUUCUCGACAACCAAUGAUAACCUACAAGCAAAGGAGGCAAGACCUGCUUUGCAAUGCUAAAAAUUUUAGAUUUUAAUUUAUGAUUAAAUUUUACAAUAAGUUACAACUUAAUAAAUACGCAACAAUUCAA
Molecule: messenger RNA, 1071 nt
Organism: Topomyia yanbarensis
Lineage: Eukaryota; Metazoa; Arthropoda; Insecta; Diptera; Culicidae
Product: nitric oxide synthase-interacting protein homolog
Exons: 5
Coding region: 120-1001 (293 amino acids)
Cellular component (GO): nucleus
Molecular function (GO): ubiquitin protein ligase activity
Source: RefSeq, a predicted model, not a curated record